UUUUAUAGUCUGUGGUGCUUUCUCUUAAUUUUUGUAAACAUAGAAAUUGUUGAUUUUCUCUUCUAAUAAUUAACUAUGCUCAGUACAAAUAAAUUAAAUAUGUGUCGAAUUUGCUUAGGGAACAAUUGUUCUAAAGAUGCCGCAACAUUGCGCUAUGACGAGCGGUAUAGCUACGCUGAAGUUAUCAUGUUUUGUUUGAAGGUCCAAAUCUGUACUGAUUCCAAAAUCACAACACAACUUUGCAUGACAUGUUUUAGAAAAAUAAACUCAUUCUACAAAUUCAAACAGUUAGCUCAGACAAGUGAUAAGUAUUUGAAGGAUUUGCAAAAACAGCAAAUGAUUAGUAAAGAACAUAUUCAAGAUGGGUUGAAGGUAGAAGAAAUUAAAACUGAAAAUGACACUGAGGGAAUAGUUGAGCAUGCCGUGGUCAAGUUAGAAUUCCCAGAUAGUAAUAACUUAAAAAAAGAAGACCUGCAGGACAUGGACAGUAAUGCUCUGGACUCUGAUGAUGAGUGUUUAAUGGCAAUUAAGCAACAAAAGUUGGCAAAGAAAAUUGAACAAAGUAUUAAUGAUAGUGAUGCAGUUAAAACCAACAGAGGAAGGAGGAAAAAGCCUAAACUCUUGGAUAAAGAGAAAAAUAAACAAGUUUGCCAUGAGUGUGGCAAGACUGUGCAGAACCUCCAUCAACAUUCACGUAAGCACCGGUCAAAGACCAAGGUAUUCCCCUGCGAAUUAUGUCCAAAAGUUUUUAAUUAUGCUAACAACAGAAAAAAGCAUAUCACAAGGACACAUCUUGGAAUCAAGCAGGAGUGUGACAUUUGUCAUAAAAAAGUAGUAGCUUUAAACUCUCACAAGCUGGUAAUGCACAAUCGUGAGGCUCUGAAGUUUGCAUGCACAAUCUGUGAUCACCGAGUGUCAACACAGCUGCACCUGGAGAAACACCUGCAGACGCACAGCAACGAGAGGCCGUAUGAGUGCCACCUCUGUGACGGGAAAUACAAGACUAAUGUUCAGCUGACCUUGCAUAAACGUGAAGUUCAUGAUAAGGAGAAGAGGCACUUGUGCCAGUAUUGCUCAAAAGGCUACUUCAAGAAGUCCCGCUUACAGGAACAUUUGAGGUCCCACACCAAUGAGUCUCCAUACGAGUGUCCCGAGUGCGGCACGCGGCACCGCACCAAGCAGACCCUGGGCCAGCACCUCCUGAGGCACAGCGGGGUCAAGGCGCAGCACUGCAAGCUCUGCCCCAAGAGCUUCUAUACAGCCGGGGGGCUGUCGGCGCACAUGAUAAAACACUCGCAGUCCAGAACGCACAAGUGUAGCUUCUGCGAGAUGUCAUUCAAACGCUCCGACAACCGCAAGGUCCACGAACGCAAGGUGCAUCUGCACCACCUCGCCACGGAGCCGAGGGACUCUUGAGUCUUGACGUGUGGGGAGAUAGCGUAGCCAGAGAAGAAGAAUACUGUGUGCGAAACACGUUGUCGGCUCGAGUCGAUAGCAUAAUUUGAUAUCAAUUUGUAUCAGCGCUCCUGUCGGUAGCCUGAAACUAAUGAAACGCAUACAAAAUGCAGUGACCGGCGGCCUACCGAAUUACUACCGACUGUGUUCGAGCUGUAG
Plutella xylostella (diamondback moth) is the source of this 1614-nucleotide messenger RNA. RefSeq lists its product as uncharacterized. NCBI's taxonomy places the organism in Eukaryota, Metazoa, Arthropoda, Insecta, Lepidoptera, Plutellidae. Gene Ontology annotation, molecular function: RNA polymerase II cis-regulatory region sequence-specific DNA binding; zinc ion binding; DNA-binding transcription factor activity, RNA polymerase II-specific. Gene Ontology annotation, cellular component: nucleus. Gene Ontology annotation, biological process: regulation of DNA-templated transcription. The record is from RefSeq and is a predicted model, not a curated record.